AAUUCUUACAAAUAAAACUAUUUCGGUCUCUGUAUAAGAACUAAACAAGGUUCGAGUCUUGAGUUCAUCUUUAUCUCUAUCUGUUUAGCUAUCUUACCAUCUGAGUUGGGCUUUGUUUGGAGAGAAAGAGAGAGAGGGAUGGCUCCUGGUGCAGUAAUGGUACCGAAGUUGCAGGUGGAAGAAGUGACUUUCCCUGGAAGCGUGAAGCCUCCAGGCUCAACCAACAUCCUCUUUCUGGGUGGUGCAGGUGUGAGGGGAUUGGAGAUACAAGGACAGUUCAUCAAGUUCACCACCAUCGGCAUCUAUUUGGGUCAGGAAGCCCUUCCCUCACUCGCCUCUAAGUGGAAGGGGAAGACCAUCGAUGAACUCACCUCCUCCCUUGACUUCUUCUCUGAUAUUGUCUCGGGUGAAUUCGAGAAAUUCAUAAAGGUGACGAUGUUAAAGCCAUUGACGGGUCAAAUGUACGCAGAGAAGGUAACAGAGAAUUGCGUGGCUUACUGGAAAGCCGUGGGGAUUUACAGUGAUGCAGAGGCCAAGGCAGUGGAGGAGUUCACAGAUACCUUUAAGGAUGAGAACUUCCCACCUCUAACUUCCAUCCUCUUCACCCUCUCCCCCCAUGGCUCCCUCACGAUUGCUUUCUCUAAAGCAAAAGAUGGGGCAAUACCAGAAGUAGGGAGUGCAGUGAUAGAGAACAAACAGCUAGCAGAGGCAGUGCUGGAGUCCAUCAUCGGCAAGCAUGGAGUCUCCCCUGUGGCCAAACAGAGCUUGGCAGAGCGGAUUCAUGGAUUGUUGCUGGAAUUUGAUGCUGCCAAUGUCAAUGUCAAUGCCAAUGCCUUGAAUAGGGAUAAAGUUGAGGUUGUCAAGCAGGAAAAUGGAGAUUCUGUAGACAAAGUUGAGGUUGUCAAGCAGGAAAAUGGAGAUUCUGUAGACAAAGUUGAGGUUGUCAAGCAGGAAAAUGGAGACUCUAUCUGCAAGCAGUAGAGGGAGAGAGGGAGAGAAGGAGAGAGGGAGAGGGAAAGACUAUGGUGGUGUUUUGAUAUUUUUCCUUUUAAGACAGUUUUUUUAAAUGUGAUCCCAAGAAAGGUGGAAAAAAAAAAGUGUUUAUCUGUAGGCCUGUGAUGUCUACUGAAUUUAGGGGUGAUAUCUCGAUCUGAUCCAAUAUUUACUCAAAACUCUUCUAACCAGGAAAAUAAAUUAUCUCCUCUUUUUCUCCUUUUA
Macadamia integrifolia is the source of this 1218-nucleotide messenger RNA. Its product is annotated as chalcone--flavanone isomerase-like. The transcript is spliced from 4 exons. NCBI's taxonomy places the organism in Eukaryota, Viridiplantae, Streptophyta, Magnoliopsida, Proteales, Proteaceae. Gene Ontology annotation, biological process: flavonoid biosynthetic process. Gene Ontology annotation, molecular function: chalcone isomerase activity. The coding region runs from base 139 to 981 and encodes 280 amino acids. The record is from RefSeq and is a predicted model, not a curated record.